Messenger RNA from Brenthis ino (lesser marbled fritillary), 2337 nucleotides. NCBI's taxonomy places the organism in Eukaryota, Metazoa, Arthropoda, Insecta, Lepidoptera, Nymphalidae. The record is from the annotation of a GenBank genome assembly.
AUGUCGGAAAUAGAUGUUAAGAGACGGGUUAAAGUCACAUGGAGUGAUGACUUGAGCCAUAACUCUGAAGAGGAUAGAGAACGAGAGCGUCUAGCAAAGUUAGAGAGAGAGUUGGCUGAGCAACCAGUAAAACCUGUGUACGAACCUAAAGAGUUAGAGAAAUUAGUGUCUUAUGUCAUGAAAAUGACAACAUUGUAUGAUCUAAGAGACGAAGAUUGGAAUCAGGAAACCAAAAAGGCCAUUGAAGAGUGGAUCACAGAACCUCGAGCCUUAAUACUUUGCGUAUAUUUUAAGGGUGACAGACUGAAAGCCUCUUGCGACAUUCCUCUUUCCCCAGUUUAUGAUAUGAUGUACUUUUUACGUCAACCUGAUUUAGUAUUUAAAGCAGAAACCUUUCAUGAUGAUGUGGUCUUCGGAACGUUUGUUGAUUCUGUUGAAGCAAACAUGAUUCAUGUGUUAGAGCUGAUGUAUGCACCAUAUUUCUUUGCCAUAACUACUUGGCCUGAUAGUGUCAAAAGUGAAUUUUGUUCUCAAUUACAUACAUUUCUAGCAAAGCUUACAGAUAUGUAUUAUAAAAUGCUUGGCCUUACCGUUUUGUAUAUACCACGAGAAGGUCAACAUCUUUCAUUUGAAAAAGCUAGUACCGACCGAGAAUUGGUGAAAAGACUGGAAGGUGUUGUUGUAUAUUGGACUCAUCAGAUAAAGUCCUGUAUAGAAGACCAAGCAUCUGUAGCUUCUCAAAAGGAAUUGUUGUGCCCUAGUGAUGAAUACGAUUUUUGGGUAUACAGACAUGAAAAUUUAAGCGCACUAAUACAUCAACUAAAGAAUCCGGCAGUUAAACAUAUUACAAAAAUACUAGUUACGACACAUUCCACAUUCAUACAUCAGUUCCAGUCAUUGUGCGACGAAAUCAUGCAAAAAAUUAAUGAAGCCACUUCUAAUAUAGAAUAUUUGCAAGUUAUAAAACAACCUUGUGCAAUACUAGAGUGUGUGGUGGAUCCGGAUGAAAUAUCAAAGCAUGUGCCGACGAUCAUCAAUCUGUUCAGAUUUAUAUGGAUGGAAUCCCCAUACUAUAACUCUGAAACUCGUAUCACAAAUCUAUUCAAAGCUUUGAGCAACCAAAUCAUCAUACUUUGCAAAAAUUAUAUCAAAUUAGAAGAGCUCUUUAGUGGACAGACUAAGAAGGCAUUAGGGGAAUUCACAAAGUGUAUUGAUUGCUGUAAAAUGUAUAGAGAAAUUUAUGACUUAAUGGCUGAAGCUCAUAGUGAGGUUAAACCUGGAUCGUGGGAAUUGGACACGGGCUCCAUUUUUAAUUACAUUGACUCAUUCAUUCAAAGAUGUUUUGAUAUGUUAGAUGUCUGUAACUGCAUGAUUAUAUUUGGCAGAAUUGACGAGUUAGAAGUAAUUAGCAAGCCAAUGUUUGGAGGUGCCCGUGGAGAUCAAUUCGAAGCGAAAUGUGAUCAAAUUGAGCACAUGUUUCAUAAUGCCUUGGAUAACGUGAAAGCAGUUGCUCACAAUAUAUUGGACGUACAAGCGCCAUCGUGGUAUGAUGAUAUACUGCAGUUUAGGACGGUUAUUAAAGAUAUUGAGAUAAUCAUUGAAAACUUAGUGGAAUCUGUAUUUGAAGGUGUAAAUCAUGUGGAAGAAGCAGUUGUGGCCCUAUUUUCCUUACAUAAUUAUUCUAAAAGAAAUAAUCUUAGGCGUAUUUUUAAAAGAAAAACUGCUGAGGCAAGUAUUAAGAAACAUGAGCUUUUAAAAACUUUGGUAUGGGCGAUGUUCAGUGACGAAGUGCAGGAAGCUAAAAAGGAGACGGUGACCUCCCGCGGGCUGCACCCCGCCGACCUGCCGUCGUUUGCUGGACGAGCUGUGUUGCUGCGUGUGCGCAGGAAUAGAUUGGUUUAUCUGAAAAAGGUGAUGACAGACGCGUCUGUAUGGCUAUUGCCGUGCAGUAACUCUGAAGACGUGAUAAUGCACGUGAACAGGUUGGUCGGUGCUAUCGAUGUGGCAAUCAGAGAGCUGUGGAUUUCUUGGACUCAUAACGUCGAUGAGAAGUGUGCCGCAGGACUGAACAAGACGCUAAUGAGAAAAAGUGCAGAAAACCAUGGCCUUUUGGAGUGCAAUAUUGAUGUGAACAUAUUAGAAUUGUGUAGAGAGGCCAGUCAUUGGGAGAAUCUUGGUCUGGACAUUCCGCUUCACGCUUACCAGGUGUUUAUGAAAUCUAAGACAAUUUUGUACGUUUACGAAAGCGUGCUCGCAGUUGUGAAAGGGUACAACAAGAUACUAGACUCUCUUUCCGAUGAAGAAAGAUUGCUGUUCAAACCUCUUACUUUGGUAAGU